AUGAGGACUGGUGUCAAGGAAGGUGACAUCAACAACCACGAACAUAUGAGGACUGGUGUCAAGGAAGGUGACACCAACAACCACGAACAUAUGAGGUCUGGUGUCAAGGAAGUGCUUGGUAGUAGUAUAGGUGGACUGUAUAUCCCCGAGGGUUUGGGUAGUAGUAUAGGUGGACUGUGUAUCCCAGAGGGUUUGGGUAGUAGUAUAGGUGGACUGUAUAUCCCCGAGGGUCUGGGUAGUAGUAUAGGUGGACUGUAUAUCCCCGAGGGUUUGGGUAGUAGUAUAGGUGGACUGUAUAUCCCCGAGGGUUUGGGUAGUAGUAUAGGUGGACUGUAUAUCCCCGAGGGUUUGGGUAGUAGUAUAGGUGGACUGUACAUCCCCGAGGGUUUGGGUAGUAGUAUAGGUGGACUGUACAUCCCCGAGGGUUUGGGUAGUAGUAUAGGUGGACUGUACAUCCCCGAGGGUUUGGGUAGUAGUAUAGGUGGACUGUGUAUCCCCGAGGGUUUGGGUAGUAGUGUAGGUGGACUGUAUAUCCCCGAGGGUUUGGGUAGUAGUAUAGGUGGACUGUAUAUCACCGAGGGUUUGGGUAGUAGUAUAGGUGGACUGUAUAUCCCCGAGGGUUUUGGUAGUAGUAUAGGUGGACUGUAUAUCCCCGAGGGUUUGGGUAGUAGUAUAGGUGGACUGUAUAUCCCCGAGGGUUCGGGUAGUAGUAUAGGUGGACUGUACAUCCCCGAGGGUUUGGGUAGUAGUAUAGGUGGACUGUACAUCCCCGAGGGUUUGGGUAGUAGUAUAGGUGGACUGUACAUCCCCGAGGGUUUGGGUAGUAGUAUAGGUGGACUGUGUAUCCCCGAGGGUUUGGGUAGUAGUGUAGGUGGACUGUAUAUCCCCGAGGGUUUGCCGUAA
Messenger RNA from Pecten maximus, 903 nucleotides. RefSeq names its product loricrin-like. NCBI's taxonomy places the organism in Eukaryota, Metazoa, Mollusca, Bivalvia, Pectinida, Pectinidae. The record is from RefSeq and is a predicted model, not a curated record. The coding region runs from base 1 to 903 and encodes 300 amino acids. The transcript has 2 exons.